AUGACCCAUUGUGUGCACCUGCUGCAGAACACUCGUCCUCAUAGGGCACCCAUCAGAGUGGCUAAUGGACUUGUGGUCUAUUCAGAGCUUGUGGGGGAGAUAGUGCUUAGGCCACUGAUCCAUGGACAUGCCAGGAGCCGGUCUGUCAUCCUCUCCAAUGUGCUCUAUGUCCCUGCUCUGUCACACAAUCUGAUCUCCACUACAUACCUGUCAGUUCACCAUGACUACACUGUGCUCAUGAAGGAAAACUACAUCUUAUUCAAGCGCAAUGGUGAAGUGUACUUUGUGGCAGACAUCUCAGAGCAGGGUCAGGCAUUUGUGAGAGAGACUGUCAUGGAUAAAGAGCUAGUUACUGGUGUGAGGCUUGCCUCUGCUAGGAAGCCAGACCCCAUCUGUGAGCCAUGCCUCUUUGGCAAGCUGAAUGCUGGCCUGUUUCCUUCAACUGGUCAUCGUUCUGGAGCGCCUCUUGAUCUCAUUCACUCUGAUCUAAAGAGCUACUCUGUGCCCACCCGCGAGGGCUGGAAGCACAGGGUGACUUUUGUUGAUGAUCACACUGGCUUCAAGGUAGCAUACCACAUGAAGAACAAGAGUGAGACAUUUGCAGCCCUUAAGAUGUUUCAAGCGUAUGCUGAGACUCACUGGGGGCUCAAGAUCAAGGCAUUCCAGGACAAUAAAGGGGGAGAGUACAUGUCUAAUGAGUUCAGAUCACAUCUGGACAAGUGUGGCAUUGUGCACCGCCAUUCAGUCAGGGCACGGCCUCAGCAGAAUGGGACAGCAGAGCGGUCUAACCGCACCGUUGAUGAGCACUCCACUGCCAUGUUACACGAAGCCAACCUGCCCCCUGCAUUCAGGGCACUGGCGGUGUCUGCAUACAUCCAUGUGUGCAACAUGCACCCCACAGCUCGAGACCCCACCAGGACUCCCCAUGAGCUGUGGUUCAAGGCUAAGCCUGAUGUGUCACAUCUUCGUGUUUGGGGAUGCCUUGCCUAUGUGCAUGUGCAAAGAGACAAGAGAGGUCCUUCUGGGCAUCAUGUCCAGAAGUGUAUCUUUGUAGGCUAUCCUGCAGGGUACAAGGGAUGGUUGUUCUUCAACCCAGAGACCCGGAAACUCGUUAUCGCUGAGAGAGCAGUGUUUGAUGAGCGCUACUUCCCAGGCAGCACCCCUCAAGCUAUGAGGAGCUGUCCUGCGGCACCCCCCUCCUCCAUGCUGGUGGAUCCCCCUUGUGCUCCGGCACCGGUGUAUGUCCCUGAGAACGAUGGUGAUGAUGAGCAGCAACAGCCGCCUGCUCGUCCUCUCCCUGCACCACGAGUCCCAUCUCCUGCAGCCAGCAGUGAUGAUGAAAUCGACUUCUUGCAUCAAGCUCCACCACCUCCAUCUCCACCACUAGCUGGGGAUGCCCCGCUUCACCCUCUACCCUCGCCUCCUCCUCCCCAAUCUCCUAUUGGGGUGGCAGCUCGUCGUGCUGCUGCUGGCAUCCAUCGUGUCCCUGCACCACCCAGGAGGGCUCCAGCUCCGGCUGCUGCUCCUCCCAGGCGCACCAUGGCAGAGAUCUUUGAAGAGAUCCCUGAAGACCUCAGCGACGAUGAGCUGCUUCUGAAGUCAUCCUCUGCCCUUAUUGUGGCUCGCGAGGGUGACCCCUCAGAUCCCAAGCUGGCAGCAGCUCACGCCACUGCAGUGCAGUCCGCGUUGUCUGCUAUAGCCUCUGGGAACCCCCGGUCGUUCUUUGAAGCGUCCAAGCAGGAGGAUGGUCCACUAUGGCGCGCUGCAGCUGCAUCUGAGAUUGACUCUCUGCUCAGCAACUGCACAUGGGAUGUGGUCGACUUGCCACAAGGGGUCAAGCCAAUCCGCUCUCAAUGGGUGUUUGUGAUCAAACACAAGUCUGAUGGCACUGUGGAACGCUACAAAGCCAGACUCGGGGCAGAUGGUCGUGGCCAGCGCUAUGGCAUUGACUACCACGAGGUGUUUGCCCCCACCUUCCGCCCUGCUACUCUGCGCGUCAUCCUUGCGCUUGCAGCCCAGAACAACCUCAAGCUGCGCUCCAUCGACUUCUCUUCUGCCUAUCUGAAUGGGGACCUGGAUGAGGAUGUCUACAUGACUCAGCCAGAAGGGUUCCCCCAGGGAGAGAAGGGCCAGGUCCUGAAGCUGAACCGGUCCAUCUAUGGACUGAAGCAGGCUGGCCGCUAG
This is a messenger RNA of Mycena citricolor, 2184 nucleotides long. The record is from the annotation of a GenBank genome assembly. NCBI's taxonomy places the organism in Eukaryota, Fungi, Basidiomycota, Agaricomycetes, Agaricales, Mycenaceae.